UGUGUCGUCGCUAUCAUCCGUGCCGUGACCGUGACGUCUAUCCGAGAAGGAUUUAUGGUCGGAAAGUUGGUCCAGGCUCUCCUGUGGUGCGUGAUGCUAGCCCGUUGGACGACUCUUACUGGUGACAUGCCAAUCGCUUCUCGCUUCUCGAUGGGCUUAAAAGCCGCCCUCUGUUGCUCGAUUACGACUGGCAUAGUAGCUGUGGAGGACUGGCUCACACGGGGUAUGGCAGGAAAGAGGGAGAACCCGUUUCUGGUAUGGAUGGAGUAUGGAUUUGGCGCUGUCAUCAUUUUGAUCGCCUUGUCAUACCCGCGGAACCCCGCUACGUUUCAUAUGGGAAGGCCGGUCGAUGGGGAGAACAAUUCCUCGAUUCUGGGGCUCUUGACUUUCAAAUGGUCAAGUCCGUUGAUUACACUGGCUGGGAGAAGAAGGGAAUUGAACCUGAGCGAUCUUCCCCUGCUAAAGGGUGACAUGCGGACGCAUAGCCUGCAGGAUGAAUUUCUCAUAACUCAGGGUAGAUUGGCCGCGGGAAAAAACAGCUGCUCGCUUUUCGAACACACCCUCUUCUCACUCUACUCCGGGAGGCUUUUUUGUCAGCUAGCGCUGUCGGUGCCCCUAGCAUGCCUGGCGUUUACACCACAGUUUGCGCUCUACAGGAUGCUGCGACUGCUCGAGGCCCAUUCUUUGGGAGAUGCCGAUCGCGUAAGCCUCACGCAGUGGUCUCUAGUACUGGGCCUGGCCAUUGGGGCAUCUCUAUGGCUGGAAAAUUGGCUCAUAUGGAUUGCGCUCAACAAGGUCUCUGUCCCAAUGACUGGACAACUAUCGGCUCUACUUUACAGGAAGGCUGUGCGUUGUGACUCCCGCCGCCCGGAUGCAAAACCGAAUGGCGCGCAAUCUGAAGGAAACAAUGUAAUGAAUCUGAUAGCUAUCGAUGUGCCGCGCAUUGCCACCGUUGCGUGCUUCCUAUACUCGAACUUCCUGCAGGCCAUGAAGCUGGCAGUGGCCUGUACAUUGCUUGCUCAGCUUCUUGGGUGGCAAAGCCUCCUAACAGGGCUGUCCUGUCUAGGACUCUUUUAUCCGCUUCAGACCCGUUGCCUUAGUCGGUGCAGUGCAGCUGAGCAGCAGUUGGCAUCGGUUCGGGAUAGAAAAAUGGCGGCCUUGACAGAAGUCAUCAAUGGAAUCCGACAGGUUAAGUUCGCAGGGCUUGAAAGCAAGUGGGAGGAGAGAUUGAAUGGUAUCCGGGACUGUGAGCUUCGGGCUCAGCACAUGGCAUUUUUGUGGCACGUCAUGAACCUCACAGUUCAUCUGCUUGGACCUGUUGUGGUGUCUGCAGUCUCUCUCACAGCCCACAAUUGGAUAUACGGACCUCUCGCACCAUCUGUGGCCUUCCCAGCCUUGUCGACUAUCGGGUAUCUGCAAUUCAUCCUAGGGCUCAUUCCCGAAUUGCUUUCUGGUGUGAUGGCUGCAAGAAUUAGCAUCCGACGUGUGAAAGGCUUCCUGGGGACGCCGGAGCUGUUGGGAGUCCCAACCCCAUCCCACUGUAUCGAAUUUGAACAUGCGACUCUUUCCUACCACAAACACCAUUCCUCCGAGGGAGGUGUUUUGCGAGAUGUGAGCGUAAUCUUCCCACCACAGGAAUUAACCGUGGUUUCGGGUCGCACAGGGUCAGGUAAAAGUCUCUUAUUGACUGCCAUUGUGGGUGAAUCGGUGAUCCUCUCCGGUGUCUUACGACGGCCUCUGCCUCCACCGUAUGAGGAUAUUCACAGCCCAGCUACGAUUGGAAUGAAUUGGAUACUCGACAAUGCAGUGGCGUAUGUGGCACAGACUCCGUGGAUCGAAGCUGGAACUAUUCGAGACAACAUUUGUUUUGGGCUACCAUUGAAUCCGGUCAGAUAUUCGAAGGUAAUGGCCGCCUGUGCGCUCACAAAGGACCUGGAGCUUUUUGAACAUAAUGACCUCACUUACCUCGGGCCGAAUGGUGUUAACCUCAGCGGAGGCCAAAAAGUGCGUGUCGGCCUUGCCCGAGCUUUAUACUCCCGCGCAGGCAUCCUGAUUUUGGAUGACAUCUUUAAUGCUGUCGAUGUACACACGGCACACCAUCUUCUUGCACAUGCUCUUGCAGGAGAGCUUUCUCGAGGACGGACGAGAGUGCUAGCCACUCAUCAUGUGGACCUUUGUUUGCCGAAGGCUUCUUUCCACGUUCAAAUUGCCGAUGGAAUAGUCCGGUCUAUGCGGAAAACGAUAGAUUCACAACACCAGAGCCCACGGAUCAGCAUGAACCCCAGCGAUACUAACUAUCGCAGUACGUGCUCCAACCUUCCGAUUCAAGAGCAUGACAGACAUGAUGGAACUACAAGAGAAGCCCCCUCUACGAAACAUGAAGCCAGGGGUCACGGCUCAACAGCCUGGUUGCUGUUUCGGCAAUAUAUGAAAGCGAGUGGUGGAUGGCUACCAUGGGCUACCCUGAUUGGGUGCUACGUCGUCUACCAAGGCUUGUUGAUGGUCCAGUAUCGAUGGGUGGGCUCAUGGAGCGCGGAAAGCAGCAUCACCAGCUCAGAGCACGGUGGAGUAGCAUGCUUUAUGAGUAUGUAUGCCGGGAUAGCAGGAGUUGCAUGCCUUGCUGGGUCUUUACGGGCCUAUGUUACCCUUUACACAUCCCUCAACGCGGCGACGCAGCUCUUCCGUCUGAUGCUCUCCGCCAUCCUCCGUGCGCCCUUGCAGUGGCUGGACAAGAUACCACCAGGGUGGAUUUUGAACCGACUCACCGCGGACUUCUAUAUGCUGGACUCGCGAAUCGGAUUCGACAUAAUAGCUGUACUGAACGCGGCCAUGGAUUGUGUCGGGGUCAUCAUGGGCGGGGUGUUGGUUCGCCCCAUUCUCAUCGUAUUCGCCGUAGCCUUGGCCGUUGGGUCAUUCUGGUACACCAGUCGAUAUCUGGCCGCGGCUCGAGAUGUCAAGCGUCUCGAGAGUAUCACCCGAAGUCCAGUCUACGAACAGAUUGCUUCCUCUCUUCAGGGCAUCGUGACGAUACGUGCAUUUGGCCAGGAGGAACGGUACAUCAAACGAGUCCAGGCUAAGCUUGAUCAUCAGGCCCAGGCAUCCUGGCAUCUCUACCUGUUCAACCGCUGGUUCACACUCCGCAUCAAUGUCCUGGGUGCUACCUUCUCCACCGUGACUGCCCUCGCCACCAUCGCGCGAAAGGAUAUCACAGGGCUGAUGGUUGGAUUCGCCCUGGCCUUCACCAAUCACUUGAGCUUCGCUCUCGUUACACUGAGCCGUGCAUACUCGACCCUCGAAAUGGACAUGGACGGGGUGGAACGGAUCCUAGAGUACUGCAAAAUCGAAAAAGAAUCCAGCGCAGGCUCAGAGGUACCAGCCGAAUGGCCCGAAAGGGGUGGUCUUUCAGUUGUCAACCUGACCGUGUCGUAUGAUCCAGACACAGCCUCAGUCCUCCGCAACGUCAGCUUCUCAGUUGAGCCUGGCCAACGAAUCGGCAUCGUCGGACGAACCGGUGCGGGAAAAUCGACCCUUGCAUUAGCUCUGUUCCGAUUCUUGGAGGCGCGCGACGGGAGCAUCUCGAUCGACGGCGUCAACAUUUCCACGAUCAAGCUGAAGCACCUCCGGAGACGACUGGCCAUGAUCCCGCAAAACCCCGUCCUAUUCACUGGCACCAUCCGUUCUAAUCUCGAUCCGUUCGAUGCAUAUGACGAUGAUACUAUCCUACGGGCCUUGAAAAAUGUCCAGUGGCCUGCGAAAGGGUUGGAUUCUCAAGGGAUUCUGGCUAGUGUGAUUACAGAGGGGGGCUCGAACUUAUCCCACGGCCAGAGGCAACUGCUAUGUCUGGUGCGGGCGAUUCUGUCGCGUCCGGCAAUCCUUGUCUUGGACGAGGCCACAUCGGCCGUGGACCGUGCCACCGAUGCGCUCAUCCAGCAGUCCAUUCGAACUGGAUUUGGUCGGGAGCGUCCGACCCUGCUCGUCAUCGCUCAUCGCAUUCAGACCAUCGCGGACUUUGACAAAGUACUGGUGAUGGAUGCAGGCCAGGUAGUUGAGUUUGGUUCACCGCGAGAUCUCCUCCGAAGACAAGAUGGGGCUUUCCGGCGACUGGUAGGCAAUGAUGCUGAGAGGGAUGGGCUUCAGAGGGUCAUAAACGCCGCGGGGUGAUCCUGGACUGGUGAGAGUUCUGACGGGAGUUACACUUGACUUGCGGUCAUGCAUGAUUCCCCAGAGAGAGGAUUAGCU
Aspergillus heteromorphus CBS 117.55 is the source of this 4239-nucleotide messenger RNA. RefSeq names its product putative ABC bile acid transporter. NCBI's taxonomy places the organism in Eukaryota, Fungi, Ascomycota, Eurotiomycetes, Eurotiales, Aspergillaceae. Gene Ontology annotation, molecular function: ATP hydrolysis activity; ATP binding; ABC-type transporter activity. Gene Ontology annotation, biological process: transmembrane transport. The transcript has 3 exons. Bases 55 to 4161 code for a protein of 1368 amino acids. Gene Ontology annotation, cellular component: membrane. The record is from RefSeq and is a predicted model, not a curated record.